Molecule: messenger RNA, 6650 nt
Organism: Chenopodium quinoa (quinoa)
Lineage: Eukaryota; Viridiplantae; Streptophyta; Magnoliopsida; Caryophyllales; Amaranthaceae
Product: autophagy-related protein 2-like
Exons: 14
Coding region: 196-6078 (1960 amino acids)
Biological process (GO): autophagosome assembly; reticulophagy; autophagy of mitochondrion
Cellular component (GO): phagophore assembly site; extrinsic component of membrane
Molecular function (GO): phosphatidylinositol-3-phosphate binding
Source: RefSeq, a predicted model, not a curated record
UUAUUCCAAUUCUAUCAAGAAAUCGGAUUAUUUAGUUUCCUUUACUUGUCAUACCUUCUCUCAUCAUCAUCAUCAUAGCAGUCGUCUCGUGGAGGCUGCGUCUUUAAUGGAGAACAACAUACCUUCCAUAAUCUCUGAAUUUCAACACUAAAACCCCCAAUUUCCAAAACCCUAAUUACACAAAUUUGGGGGAAGAUGUUUUCAUGGAAUUUCGCUAAGUCGGCGGAGGCAAUUCUGUCUCGUUACGCCAUUAAAAGGUUGUGUAAGUUUUUGUUGAAGAAAAAGCUUGGUAAAUUUAUUCAUGGCGAUAUCGAUCUUGAUCAACUUGAUGUUCAGCUUUCUGCUGGUUUGCUUCAGCUCACUGAUCUCGCCCUUAAUGUCGAUUAUCUCAAUCAAAAGUUGGGGAAAAUAUCAGUAUUUAGGGUGAAAGAAGGAUCAAUCCGUUCAUUAUUAAUAAAAAUGCCUUGGAAUGGUGAAGGUUGUGAAGUUGAAGUGGAUGAGCUUGAGCUUGUGCUUUUUCCAUUUGACGGUGGCAAUUCACAAGAGGUAGUUGGAACUCAUGAUUCAAAUGAAAAUUAUCAUGUGAAUAAUGACAUGGGAACAGUUGAACAUGAUAUGGUCUACAAGUCUGCAGCUGCUUCUGUCAAUGUUCAUGAAGGCGUUAAGACAGUCGCUAAGAUGGUGAAGUGGUUGUUGACGAGCUUCUGUAUCAGAAUAAAAAGUGUGAUUGUUGCAUUUGAUGCUGAAGUAGGAAGGGAUAAAGAAGAAGGGUCUCAUGAUGCUUUGGUAUUUCGACUUGCAGAAAUUGAAUGUGGAACUUGUAUUUCUGAAGACAAGAGUUUAAUUGAUGGUUCAAAUUCUGAAGACUUUCUGGGUAUAAGCCAUCUGACAAAUUUUCUUAAAUUUCAAGGAGCUACAGUUGAGCUUCUUCAGAUUUAUAGUGGAUACAAUCAAACACAUCUUGCUUCGAAACCUCUGUUGACUGGGGAAAGAGGUGGUUUUUGUGGUUCUAUGAAGCUGUCUAUUCCUUGGAAGAAUGGUUCUUUGGAUACCUGCAAAGUUGAUGCAGAAGUAAAUGUGGACACCGUAAUUGCGAAAUUGCAACCCAGCACCCUAAAGUGGAUACAAGCUACCUGGGAUUUGCUUGAGAAAUACGAGAAUAACAAGGUUGAUGAUGUCAAUCACAUGUCUGUCGACACUGUUGUCUCUGACUCAACAUCUCAGUGCAGUCCAUCAGCUUUUCCUUCUUCAGUGCUGUCUGACAAGUACCUUACUCCAGAAUUUGAUAGUUCUCUUAAAUUAAAUUUGUCUUCAAGGGAAGAAAUGGUUACAGAUGUUCUUCUUAAGGAGUCAUGUUUCAUAUCAGAUUGGGUGCCCUUUUAUAAUGGAAACUAUGACAAUCCAGGAAUUGAAGAGGCAAAUCUAGGAGCCAGUGUAGAUCAGUUUUUCGAAUGUUUGGAUGAGUUGAGGAGUUCCCAAUUCAUGGGCAGUAGUGGAAUGUGGAACUGGACAUGCUCUGUUUUUAGCGCAAUAACUGCUGCAUCAAAUCUUGCUUCUGGAUCUUUGAACGUUGGUGCUGAGCAGCAGCAUGUGCAAACAAAUCUCAAGAUUAAUCUUGUUGGGCUUUCAACAAUAUUAGCCUUUUCUGAUGAAGACCAGUCGACUCAGCGAAGGCUAGCUGAUGAGCAAGGUGGUAUUGAUUUUGAUGCUCACCAUCUGUGUUUAAAUUUGCAAGAUAUUCUCAUAGAUGUCCAGGUGUAUCUUCAGGAGUGGAAAUUGGAAACAACUGUCAAGCGCUUUGUCUUAGAUGAACACUUCAGUCAAAAGGAAUCUGCAGAUUUCACUUUGUACGGUGAAGAGAAGGGUUUGAGUGAUCAGACUCUAAUGAUCCAAGCUUUGCAAGAUAAGGUUCUCGGUGUUCUGCCUUCAAAUUGUUUGUUUUCUGAACCAUUGAGUAUGGUAUUUUCUGAUGCAACUAAGCUUGGGAAUGCUCCAUCUAGCUUAUCGAGUACACAAAACUGUGCUUGUGGCAACAAUACAGUGAAGGCUACCUUGUUUGAAACUUCUGGUGCUAGUCAGUGUCUUUUAGCGGUGAGUUCGAGAUCCUUUGAUGGUCAGUCAACUACGAAAAUUUCGUUUUCGUUAAAGCUUCCACCUUUCAUAUUGUGGUUGAACUUUGAUGUGGUAAACAUGGUCCUGGAAUUUUCAAGGGCACUUGUUAAUUCUGCAACAAAGGAAGAACCCGAGGCUGUUUUUGCAUCUGGAGCCUUUGAAGAGAAGCAUAAAUCUUCUAUUCAUUCUGAUGUCACAUCUACAUCCUUUAAAGGAAGCUUGGCAGGGGGCAUAUUUCUUCCUCAUGCUAAGAUAAUUUUAUGCUUCCCUCUUAUGAAUGGUGGAGGUUUGAAAAGCUAUGUAAGCUGUGACCAAUUUAUUGCUCUUGAUUUCUCUUCUCCAUCAAAUUCCAAGAAAUUGAAGGCUGAAGGGUCUACUUUUUUUCGAGAGGAUACACCUUGGAAGAUAUAUACUCCAUCACCUUCUCACUCAGUGCAGUUAAAUGUUGUUAAUCUUGAUGUUUACCAUAUCGUUAGUGCUGUGGAUGAUGAUGCUGGUAAGGCCACUGAGUUGGAGAGUCAGAAACUUUGCUCUCAUCUAAUUCUAGCCCUUGGGAAUGGAACUCAUUGGGUUAGUUUGAUCAGUAUGCUUUGGCACAAAGAUGCAGUCACUGGUCCUUGGAUUACAAAGAUUGCAAAGGUUUUAGCAACAUCUGAUGGGUCAGCUGGUAAAAUGUCAUCUGCGACAAGUGAUUAUGAGUUUACUUCUGUAUCAACUAGGGACAAAAAAGGGGAUCUAUCUUCCCAAAAACAAAAAGAGCUGAUAUUGAGCUCCAAAUUCUUUCUGCAUAUUGGUGUACCUGUCAUGGUGGUUACUCUUCGCAGGUCUCAGUAUUUAUGUUUUUUUGACCUUUUGAGUCAGGCCAUGGAUGCGUUAACCAGUGCAGGUAGUGACACAGCUUAUGAAAAUAGAGGAACAAGUUUAAACCAGUCAUCUGUACUCCUGGAAUGUGGUCUGGCAAAAAUUCAUAUUGAACUUGACCAAGGAGACUGCCUUAAAAGCUCACUACAGAGAGAACUUCCAGGUUCAUGGCACAGGUUAAGACUGGAAAUCCAGAAUCUGCAAUUGCUUUCUGUUUCUGAUGUUGGAGCUAUCAGUGGUGCUAGUUUUCUUUGGGUAUCUCAUCGUGAAGGGAAGUUGUGGGGUUCUAUUACUUCAUUGGCUGAUCAGGAUGUUCUUCUGAUAUCUUGUAGCGAUAGUUCAAAUGGACGUGGUGAUGGAGAAGGUUCAAAUGUUUUGUCCUACAGCCAUGCUGGCUUUGAUAUUGUUCACAUGUCUGACCCAGAGAGUCUCCAUAAUCAUAUGUCAAUUCGUUUGAAAUGUGGGACCAUUGUUGCACCAGGAGGCCGCUUAGAUUGGCUUGAUAAGAUACUUUCGUUCUUUAGCUUGCCAUCUCCUGUAACAGGCGAAAAUGUUAAAUCUGAUCAGCAGAAGGGUGAUUCUCAGAGGCUUUUCUUCGUUUUAAAAUUCAUCGAUGUUGCAUUGAGCUAUGAGCCAUACUUAUGCGAGUUGGAAGUGAGUGGAGAAUGUCUCAAUUCUAAAUCUCGUAUAUCUGUUAACCUUGAUGAUGACUCAUGUGAGCCAUAUAUUGCUUGUCUGCUGGCUGCAUCAUCUUUUACACUUUCCAGUACAAUGGUAGCUGGUAAUCUAGUAAACGACUACAGUAUCCGGUUUCAAGAUGUGGGUCUUCUAGUUCAUGUUGCAACAAAGCAGGAAAGGCUUGUGGGUGAGUACGGUGUUAAAUACUUGCAUAAACUUGGCUAUGUCAAGGUUGCUCGGGAGGCUCUGGUUGACGCUAUUUUAAGGAUCAACUGUGAAAAUGACGUUAAAUGGGAACUAAAUUGUUCCGAAUCUCAUGUGGUCAUCAGUACUUGUCAUGAUACAACACUUGGUUUAAUACGCCUGGCUUCCCAACUCCAGCAGCUCUAUGCCCCAGACAUGGAGGAGUCUCUUGUCCACUUGCAAAACAGGUGGAAUUCUCUAAAACAGGUUCAAGGAGAGGAUGUUUGUGAAGGAGUAUCAGAAACCAGCAGCAAUUCUUCUCCAAGGAAACUGAAGGUACAGCAACUUGGUCCAGAUUCAAAGUUUGAUUCUGGGUUGGUUGGCUUAAUGGGUGAAAUAUCUGAAGAUGCCUUUCUUUUCAGUGGAAAAUCCAUGAGCCCAUCUGAUUUGUCAGAACUUAAUACAGUUGAGGGAAAUGAUAGUGAUCUAUUUCUUGAGGGGCAUAGCUUCACCUAUCCAUGUCAUGGAGUUUCUAUGGAAGAUGGUCACUCGUCAAUUCUACAGAAGACGGAGAUUAUGGAAGGCUAUUGCCUAUCAGAUUUAAGAUCUUUAUCAGAACUAACCAUUAACAGUCAUUUUCCUGAAGUUGAUUCCCAAUCUAAUACAGAGAGUAGGGCAAAUGUGGAUGUCCAAAGAGGAAAAUGUGGAUGGUAUGGUAGUACAUCCUUGAGUAUUUUGGAAAAUUAUGUACCUGAUCAAACUGGUCAAUCUCACUCAAAACAGCUUCUGGAAGGCAAGCGAAAUCAUGAGGAAGGUAACGUUUGCCAAAGAUUCAAAGGACGUUUACUAUUGGAUAAUGUGGACAUUAAAUGGCGGAUGUAUGCUGGUUCUGACUGGCAUGACUUGGAGGAAACUGUUUGGCAUUCUGCUGAUAUCUGUGGAAGGGAUGAAGCUAUAUGUUUAGAGCUUUCACUAUCAAACAUGAAUGUCCAUUAUGACGUCUUUCCAGAUGGGGACUUGUGUGCAUCAAAACUAUGUCUUUCUAUCCAAGAUCUUCACAUAUAUGACAAAAGCAGAAAUGCUCCUUGGAAACUGGUGCUUGGAUAUUAUCAUUCUAAGGACCGGCCUAGGCAAUCUUUCUCAAAGGCAUUCAAACUCGACUUGGAAGCUGUCAGGCCAGAUCCCACGACUCCUCUUGAGGAGUAUCGGUUACGCAUAGCUGUCCUUCCAAUAUUAUUGCAUCUUCAUCAGAGCCAGCUUGAUUUUCUUAUUUCCUUCUUUGGGGGCAAGUAUUCAUCAGACGAUUCCUCAAAUGGUGAUGCACAAUGUUCAGGCUCAUCAGAUGUUAGUACAGCAGAAGAUAGUAAGUUGAAAGCUCUUAGCCUUGUGGAUGAAGCAUUGCUUCCCUACUUUCAGAAAUUUGACAUCCGGCCUAUUAUUCUUCGAGUUGACUACUGUCCUAAUCGUGUUGACCUUGCGGCGUUAAGUGGAGGGAAGUAUGUGGAGCUUGUAAAUCUUGUUCCUUGGAAGGGGGUUGAGCUUCAUCUCAAGCAUGUUCAAGCUGCUGGUAUUUAUGGAUGGGGCAAUGUAUGUGAAACUACUCUUGGUGAAUGGCUGGAAGAUAUUUCGCAAAAUCAGAUUCAUAAACUUUUGCGAGGACUUCCUGCCAUUCGAUCUUUUGUUGCUGUGGGCUCUGGUGCUGCGAAGUUGGUUUCUCUUCCAGUGAAGAAUUAUAGGAGGGAUCAUAGAUUAGUGAAGGGUUUACAAAGAGGGACUGUGGCAUUUCUUAGGAGUAUCUCAGUUGAAGCUCUUGGUCUUGGUGUGCAUUUGGCAGCAGGGGCUCAUGAGAUUCUGCUACAUGCAGAAUGCAUUGUUACACGCAUUCAGCCGUCAUUGCCCCAUCCUGUCAGAAGAAAAGUCAAGAAAAAGCGUGGCUCUGAUCAGCCAGAAGAUGCUCAACAUGGACUUCGACGGGCUUAUGAGAGUCUUAGUGAUGGUCUGGGAAAGACUGCCUCUGCACUGAUUCAUACUCCCAUGAAAGCGUAUCAGCGCGGUGGUGGUGCUAGUUCUGCUAUUGUGAGUGCAGUCAGGGGAGCUCCAGUUGCAGCCAUAGCUCCUGCAUCUGCUGCUGCACAAGCUCUGCACUGUGCUCUUCUUGGUGUCAGAAAUAGCCUUGAUCUUGAACAUAAGGAGGAAUCUCUGAACAAGUACUUAGGCCCGUCUCGCUCCUGGGAACAAAGUUGAACUAGCUAACACAAUCUACAAAGUUAGUGAUGAACUCUUUGGGUUACUGCCAGUCAUUCUCGAUGAGCUUUGAUGUCUUCUCAAAAAUUUGCAGCAUCAGUUGUGCAGAGUCAACAAUGGCUUUGUUGGAUUCUGAUGCACUUUCGAUUUAAAGUGUAGACUUGGCUUGUGACAAACGGUCUUCACCAGUGGAUCGGAAUUGCUGAAGACUAAAGAGUAGUUCCUGUGCAAAUUGUAAAUAGUCAUUUGUUGGUGAUUAAAUUCUUAGAAGCACAUAGCCUUGUAUAGUUCUUAGAGAUGUGCUCUUCCAUUCCUUAUUCUUUAGAAGCUGCAUUCUUUAUGUUUGAAUGUGGUUUCAAUUUGAUGUACAUAGUUUGUUAUACAUAUAUACAGAUAUAAGUAUAUUUUUAACAGGACUUUGGGAUUCUGAUAGGUCGAUUGGGCUACCUUUGGUUUGUGUUGUGUAAUUAAAUUUUGUUUUAACUUUAAGCUAGUAAUUGACUGUAUUGAUUUUGUGCAGGGUUAAAGGUUUAAAGUGCUAUUGUGAUCCCAACAUACACAAAACCUUUAAA